Messenger RNA from Penicillium soppii, 819 nucleotides. Its product is annotated as oxidoreductase-like domain-containing protein. Lineage: Eukaryota; Fungi; Ascomycota; Eurotiomycetes; Eurotiales; Aspergillaceae. Gene Ontology annotation, cellular component: mitochondrion. The record is from RefSeq and is a predicted model, not a curated record. The transcript has a single exon. The coding region runs from base 1 to 819 and encodes 272 amino acids.
AUGGAGUGUCUUUCGACUGGCGCGAGACACUCGCUCAAGAGGCUGGGCUUUCAACUCUACUCCCUUCCUCGUAUGUCAUGUCCUUCAUUUGUUGCAUAUAGACAAUAUGGGCUGGUCCCGACCCCCCGGCGCAUGAAAUUCCACAGCCAAUCCGAUCAGUCCGAACAGUCCGGUUCCUCAAACACACGAGCAUCCCUGGAGGAAAUCCCUGAGUCUCCUCAGGCUCAACCACUGACAGGAUAUUACUCACUGGUUCUGAAUUCGCCCACAUCCUAUGGCCGUGCACCGACAUCGCGGCCGACGCCUACUCGGCCCGAAGCCGAACCAACACCGGCAUCUCCCGUCCAGCCUCAAACGCCGCAAGAAAAAAUGGCCAUUGUGUUCGGCACCCGCCUCGCUGGACCAGGUCGGUCCUCACGCUACAAUCCUGGCGAAGCUCCAGAGUCGAUGUGGAAAACCAUCAAUGGAGUACCCAUCCCUCCGCAACCCGAAGAACCAGAUAACUGCUGCAUGAGCGGCUGUGUACAUUGCGUUUGGGAUGACUUCCGGGAUGAGAUGGAGGAAUGGGGAAUUCGAGUCACAACCGCCAAAGCCAAAGGUGGUGCCGAGAAGGGUACGCAGGACAUGCGCUCGGCACCUAGAUCGGAAGUCAACUCGGCCAGUGGCAGCAUGGAUGAUGACGGUGGAGGUAGCGAGACAAAUUGGACUAUGCCAAGUCAAGAUAAAGAUUUGUUUGCCAAUAUUCCUGUUGGUAUUCGAGAAUUCAUGAAGAUCGAGAAAAAAUUGCGGGCGAAGCAUCAGAAAGAGGCCACCUCGUGA